AUGGCCGAGAAACCUCAUAGAAUCACCAUUCAAGCCCCAAAGUCGAGUGAACCUGCAAGUCCAACUUCAGCUUCACAGACUGAUGAGACUGUAAUUGGAACCCCGACAUCUCCGCUGCCAUUCACAACAGGACCGUGGGAUGAAAUCGAAGAUCCAUCUAAAGACCUGAACAAGCCACUGCCAGGAUGGCCACUUGUGUCUAAAUUGAUUGCGCAAUAUCCAGAUCUCGAAGCGUUCAAGGCUUUCCGUGACCUUAACAUCAAAAGUCUGCUUUAUUAUCAAGCAGAAUUAGAGAAUCUGCGCAAGAAGCUACACGAGGCAGAAUAUAAUGAGCAUCGACAGGGUGAGCAAGAGGGCAUAGUGAAAGCUUCAAUGAUGGCGAAGAAUUUGGACUACUAUCUUAUACAUGCUCGAAUGGACGAUAGCAAGUGCAAAUCUAAGCAAGUGAAGAUUAUGAAGCAGAUCAGAGUAGUUUUGAAAGAAUAUAAUGAUGCGUUAUUACAAUACUCCCAAAUUACAGCAUUACCGAGGGCAGACCCAUACAACGUGGAAACGCUAAGGGCCUGGCUCAAGAGAGUGGGUAAACAUUGCAUCACGGGGGAUGCAGCAUGUAUAUGGGGUGACUAUACAGAAAAUAUAGGCGAACCAAAACCAUUGAGAUGGCAGUUCGUCAGUCUCAUGCGUAGUAUCUUUUGGCCAACAACUCCUAAGCCUGACAAUCUCGAUCUCAUUGUACCUCGACAAGGUCAUACGGUUGACGGUCUAACUACGUGGGUCGCCAAUGAAUUUGUCCCAUUUUGGCACAGCAUGAAACAAGCAUUACGGCGAAAAAUGGUGAAGACUACCUCUGAGGAGAAUGGGCUGCCCACUGCUGAAAAUAAGAGCCAUCCAUUCUUGGAAACAAGAGAAAAUUCAAGAAGCUCCCGAUUUUGGUCUUAUCACAGAAAACCCAUCUUUAGCACAGCAGAAGAAGGCCAAAAGCCAAAGGAUAGGACAGGGCUUACUGUUUACUCUGAAGCACGCAUGUUACGUGUCACCUCAGCUGUAGCCACGGUCAUUGCGUGCCUGUUACCUACCGUUGCCAUCGCGGUACUUUCAAGCCUUGAAUCUACCGGAGAACUACUUGGAGUUAUCGCAGCGUUUACAGCUAUCUUUGCGAUGGGUCUUAUGUUUUUGACUGAUGCCGGUACAUCGAGGGUUGAGAUAUUCACCGCUACCGCCGCUUUUUCCGCCGUCAUGGUAGUAUUUGUGCAAAAUCAAAAUGUCUAUAUUGGCGCGUCCCAAAACAGCCCUGGAGUAAUAAUGACGAACGGGUCAAAUUCAACGAGUUGA
Molecule: messenger RNA, 1332 nt
Organism: Botrytis byssoidea
Lineage: Eukaryota; Fungi; Ascomycota; Leotiomycetes; Helotiales; Sclerotiniaceae
Exons: 3
Coding region: 1-1332 (443 amino acids)
Source: RefSeq, a predicted model, not a curated record